AUGACUGCUGUACUAAGAUCUACGAAUUUCUUAACCUUUAAGAUUCCUGAUAAUAAAAAAGCCCAUAGUUAUUUUAAAAACGUAGAGGCCAGGUACUGGCAAUUGAAGCAUUACCUAGGCUUUCGUUUGAAAACCGACGAAAUAAUCUUACCGUGGAAUACUGUAUAUGACGAUUGGAGACAAACACUCGCUUAUAUUUUCAAGGACUAUUAUAAAAUAGUUCCAAGCUCUGUAUCUGCUUUUUGUAAAGAUUUAUAUUAUAUUUGUGACACGUUUGAAGCACCGUCGUACGGGAAAAUUGUGAAAAUGUUUUCGGAACGUACAAUUUCGGAAGUUUUACGAAUGUCAAAUAAAAAGCGAUUAGUUGAAGCAGAAUCUUCCAGUGGAAAACGAGCUCGGCAUUUCACACCCGAAUCAGAAUUGUCCGAUUUAUGUAACAACCAAGAAGAAAACAUUGAUGAGUAUGAGACACGUUCACAGGAGAUGAACACAAUUUUAUCCAAUUUUCGAACAUACCAACAUGAAACCAGGAAUAUACUUUCGGAAAAUGGGAUAAUGGACUUGAGUCCGACAUCAGAAUUUAUGUUUCCAGAAGAAGCGCAUAAAUUUCUAACCAAUUUCUUUUCAGAGAAAUUGAACGAGGAUCAGUGGGAAGAGAAACUUGAAGGUUUGAUGGAAGUUAAAGGGAAUCCAGAAAGUUUUUGUCAGCAAUCCGGGGAGAAUUCAGGACAGGAUAAAUUUAUUAUAAUUUUAAAAAGAUUCUUGUUAGAAACAUUACCAAUAUUAGAAUCCGCUAAGGAUCGUGAAAUGGCAGAAGAUGAAUAUAUGAAUACCUUCGUUCAUCCCAUCUUAAAGAAAGCACUAUUCGAUUUUCUGGGAUCCGAUAUAGGUAACAAGGCUAUUAAAGCUUCUGCUUAUCGAAAAACUGUAAUGAAUCAAGAUGGUAAUGCAGAUCGUGCAGAUGGCAUUGCAUAUACAACGAAUCAGCAAAAUUCUUAUGAGAUCUCCGUUACUGAAGGCAGUAGACCAUAUGUUAUUGAAAUGAAUAAGGAAACAAAUGAUUUCAUCCAAAAUGCAAGAGCAGAGAAGGAUAUGAUCAACUUUGCAGUGACACGAGAAGUAUUGCAUAAACGGGCACUGCCAUCAUACUUUCGUACGUUCAUGGUUCAGGUUUUUGAGUUUAAUCUACGUUUUUAUUUCAUGGACUAUCUCGCACAGUAUUGUAUUUUUGAGAUUGAAACAUGUGAAAUACCUACGGAUGGAGAGAAACCCUUCAGUUUACUUCUUUUUACAGGGCAAUUGUUGACAUGGGCGUUAUUGGUUGGGAAAGCCGACAAAAAAUUUCAGGAAUCCAGAAAUAAAAGGAGUUCUCGUCUAAGCAACUGUAAUAACAUUCGAAAACUGGUAAAACUUUUACAUAAUAAUGCUCGGAAAGGCAAAAAAAAAGGAUAUGACGAUGACCAAGCUUAUCUGAGUGAUAUUAAAUUUUAUCAUUUCAUAGGAAAAUUCAUUGUACUUAAACAUUGA
This is a messenger RNA of Funneliformis mosseae, 1527 nucleotides long. Lineage: Eukaryota; Fungi; Glomeromycota; Glomeromycetes; Glomerales; Glomeraceae. The record is from the annotation of a GenBank genome assembly.